UAACUGGACUUCAGAGUCCUCAAGCAGGAUUCUCUAAAGGUUCAUUUGCAGGUUAAGUUAUGGUGAGGAAGGGAAAUGCGAUGUUAGCAUUUAUUUCCAGAGGACAAGAAUAUAAAAGCAAAGAUGUAAUGUUGACACUGGUGAGGCCUCACUUGGGGUAUUGUGAACAGUUUUGGGCCCCUUAGAAAGGAUGUGCUGAAACUGGAGAGGGUUCAAAGGAAGUUCACGAAAAUGAUUCCAGGAUUGAAUGGCUUGUCAUAUGAAAAGCAUUUGAUGGCUCAGCCUCUAUUCACUAGAAUUCAGAAGGAUGAGGGGUGACCUAAUUGAAACUUGUUGAAUGGUGAAAGGCCUUGAUAGAGUGGAUGUGGAGAGGAUAUUUCCUAGGGUGGGAGAGUCUAAGACCAGAGGACACAACUUCACAAUAGAGGGGUGGCCAUUCAGAAUUUCUUUAACCAGAGAAUGGUGAAUCUAUGGAGUUCGUAGCUACAGGUAGCUGUGGAGGCUAAGUCAUUGGGUAUAUUUAAGGCAGAAGCUGAUAGAUUCUUGAUUAGUCAGGGCAUGAAGGGAUACGGGGAGAAGGCAGGAGAUUGGGGCUGAGAGGAAAAAUGGAUCAGCCAUGAUGAAAUGGCAGAGCACACUCGGUAGGCCAAAUGGCCUAAUUCUGUUCCUUUGACUUAUGGUCUUAUUCUCAUCAAUCCCGAGAUUCUGUCAUUCACCUACAUACUCUCAGCAAUUUACAGCGAAUAAUUAACCUAAUAACCCAUAAGACAUUGGAAGGAUGCUUGAGCUCCCCGAGAAAACUUGCAUACUCACAGGGAGAACAUGCAAGCUCCACGCUGACAGCAUCAGAAGUCAGGAUUGAACCCAUUUCACUGAAACUGAACUAUGUCUUCCAUGCAGUUUCUCACAAGGUUAUCCUUGCCUCGCCUGGCCUAUCAUAGGAUCUCAGCAAAAAACCCUGGAGUUGUGUUCCUCUCGGGAUUCAAAUCCAACAUGAAUGGGGAGAAAGCGUUGGCCUUGGAAGCAUUUUGUGAUUCAGCAGGCUAUUCCUUUGUCAGGUUUGACUACACCGGCUAUGGUAGCUCAGAAGGAAAUUCUGAGGAUUGCUUGUUAAGGGAUUGGAAGAAUGAUGUACUAACAGUCUUGGAUAAUCUUACCACAGGACCGCAGAUUCUGGUGGGCUCCAGCAUGGGAGGAUGGCUCAUGUUACUGGCUUCCCUUGCCAGACCAGAGAAAGUAGCCGGAAUGGUUGGCAUAGCAACAGCUGCUGAUCACUUUGUAACGGCGUUUAGACAGCUCCCCGCAGAGUUGAAGAAAGAAGCUGAGGUGAUGGGCCAAUACAACAUGCCCUCCAGGUACAGUGCCACUGGCUACGAAACCAUGAAGUAUGACUUUAUAAAGGAGGCAGAGGUGCACUGUUUGCUACAGGGCAGCAUCCCAAUCUCGUGCCCAGUGCGGCUUCUCCAUGGAAUGAUGGAUGAUGUGGUCCCAUGGCAGAUCUCCAUUACUGUUGCGGAACAGCUUGUAAGCGAUGAUGUCGAUGUCAUUCUCCGGAAGAACGGAGAUCACCGCCUGUCACGGCCUGAUGACUUGAAGCUGCUUGUUGCUGUCGUUGACGACCUUAUGCACAAGUUAACAAAGAAAGAUCUGAAGUGACUAGCCCUGCCUUGGAGUUGCAGUGAUCCACGUUCAAUCCGGACCUCGGGUCCUACUUGUGUGGAGUUUGUAUCUCAUGGGAUGAAUUUCCCUUCUAGAGUUGUAAAGUCAUAGAGCACUAUAGCCUAUCUAGUCUGUGCUGAACUGUUAUUCUUCAUAGUCCCAUCCACCUGCACCUGGAGCACAGCCCACCAUACCCUUCCCAUCCAUGUACAUAUCCAAACUUAAAUGUUGAAAUCAAACCCACAUCCACCACUUUCGCUGACAGCUCUGCCUGAAGUACACCCAACGACUUUGCCUGCGCAGCUGCAUAUAGCAACAAAUUCCACAAAUUCACCACCCUCUGGCUAAAGAAAUUUCUCCGCAUCACUGUUUUAAAUGGAUACCCCUCUAUUCUGAGGCUGUGCCCUCUUCUCCCAGGCUCCCCCACCAUGGGAAACAUUCUUUCCACAUCUACUCUGUCUAGGCCUUUCAACAUUCAAAAGCUUUCAAUAAGAUCCCCCCCAACCCCCUCAUCCUUCUAAAUUUCAGCAAGUACAGACUCAGAGCUAUCAGAUGUUCCUCGUAUGAUAACCUUUUCAUUCCCAGAAUCAUCCUUGUGAACUUCCUCUGAACCCUCUCCAAUGCCAGCGCAUCUUUUAGAUGAGGAGCCCAAAACUGUUGAUAAUACUCAAGGUGAGGCCUCACCAGUGCCUUAUAAAGCCUCAGCAUCACAUCCCUGCUCUUGUAUCCUAGACCCCUUGAAAUGAAUGCCAACAUUGCAUUUGCCUUCCUCACCGCUGACUCAACCUGCAAGUUAAUUCUGCAGAAGGACUCCCAAGUCCCUUUGCAUCUCAGAAUUUUGGAUUUUCUCCCUGUUUAGAAAAUAAUCUGUACAUUUAUUUCUACUACCAAAGAGCAUGACCAUGCAUUUUCCAACGUUUUAUUUCAAUUGCCACUCUCUUGCCCAUUCUCCUAAUCUGUCUAAGUCCUUCUGCAACCCACCCGUUUCCUCAACACCACCUGCCCCUCCACCAAUCUUCAUAUCAUCUGCAAACUUGGCAACAAAGCCAUCUAUUCCAUCAUCUAAAUCAUUGAUACACAGCAUAAAAAGAAGCAGUCCCAACACCGACCCCUGCAGAACACCACUAGUCAUUGGCAGCCAACCAGAAAAAGAUCAUUUUAUUCCCAAUUGCUGCCUCCUACCAAUCAGCCAAUGCUCUAACCAUGCCAGCAACUUAACUUGGCAUUUCUGGCACCUUGUCAAAGACCUACCGAAAGUCCAAAUAUACAACAUGCACUGCAUCCCCUUUAUCUGUCCUACAUGUAAUUUCCUCAAAGAAUUCCAACAGGUUUGUCAGGCAGGAUAUUCCCUGAAGGAAACCAUGUUGACUUUGUCCUAUUUUGUCCUGUGUCACCAAGUACUCCAUAACCUCAUCCUUAAUAAUUGACUCUAACAUCCUCCCAACCACUGAGGUCAGGCUAACUAGUCCGUAAUUCCCCUUUUGCUGCCUUCCUCCUUUCUUUAAGAGUGGAAUGACAUUUGCAAUUUUCCAGUCCUCUGGCACCAUGCCAGAGUCCAAUGAUUUUUUAAAAACAUUACUAAUCUUUCACAAUCGCUACCGCUACCUCUUUAAGAACCCUAGCCUGCAGUUCAUCUGGUCCAGGUGAUUUAUGUACCCUUGGGUCUUUCAGCUUUUUGAGCACCUUCUCCCUUUUAAUAGUAACUGCACCCACUUCUCUUCCCUCACACCCUUCAAUACCUGGCAUGCCACGAGUGUCUUCCACAGUGAAGACUGAUGCAAAAUGCUCAUUUAGUUCAUCUGCCAUCUCCUUAUCAACCGUUAUUAUUUCUCCGGCCUCAUUUUCUAGUGGUCCUAUAUUCACACUCAUCUCUCUUAUUUGUUACAUACUUGAAAAAGCUUUUACUAUCCACUUUGAUAUUGUUUACUAGCCUGAUUUCAUAUUUCAUCUUUUCCCUCCUAAGGAUUCUUUAAGUUGUUUUCUGUAGGUUUUUAAAAGCUUCUGAAUCCUCUAUCUUCCUGCUAAUUUUUGCUUUUACAUUAACUUUGGUUUCCCUUGUCAGCCACUGUUGUACUAUUUUACCAUUUGAAUAUUUUUUCGUUUUUGGAAUACACAUGUUCUGCACCUUCCUCAUUUUUCCCAGAAACUCAUGCCAUUGCUGCUCUGCUGACAUCCCUGCCAGCAGCUCCUUCCAAUUUAUUUUGGCCAACUCCUCUCUCAUACCACUGUAAUUUCCCUUACUCUACUAAAAUACUGCUACGUCAGACUUUACUUCUCCCCAUCAAAUUUCAAGUUGAACUCAAUCAUAUUGUGAUCACUGCAGUCUCGUAUAUGGCACCUUGUCAAAGGUCUUCUGAAAAUCCAAGUACACAGCAUCAACUGAUUUUCAGCAUUUUGGGCAUCGAGGGAGAGAGGAAGAGGAGAGCCAUCCGCAGUACCACCGAUGCGGCAGAGAGGGCCUCAAGAUGGCUGUGGCUCAAAAGAGGGGAGCCAUGGAGUCAUAAGUAGCUAGCCAUCUGGACACAAGCUGGGGCCUGAUCAGCCCUGGCUGGGUCACCUGGAGGAGGUUGUAUGAUGUUGAAAGACCCGAAACACCCGAUGAUUCCAGGGACAUCACUGAAGAUGUGUCCAGAAGCAUCAGUAGAUGUAUGUACACAGCUGUCUAUCCUGCUUGUUAUUUCUUUAUAGAUUUCCAACAGGUUUGUCAGGCAAGAUUUUUCCUUGAGGAAACCUUGCCGACUACGGACUAUUUUAAAAUAUGCCUCCAAGUACCCCGAAACCACAUCCUUAACUGUCAACUCCAACAUCUUUCCAAUCACUGAGGUCAGACUUAACUGGCCUAUAAUUUCCUUUCUUCUGAUUUUCUCCCUUCUUGAAGAGUGGAGUGACAUUUGCGGUUUUCCAGUCUUCCGGAACCGUUCCAUAAUCUAGUGAUUCUUGAAAGAUCAUUACUGAUGCCUUCACGAUCUCUUCAGCCAUCUCUUUCAGAACUCUGGGGUGUAGUCCAUCUGGUCCAGCUGAUUUGCAUACUUUCAGACCUUUCAGUUUCCCAAGAACCUUGUCUCUAGUUAUGGUAAUUUCACACACUUCAUGACCCCUGACACCUAGAACUUCUACCAUAUUGCUAGUGUCUUCUACAGUGAAGAUUGAUGCAAAAUACUUAUUCAGUUUGUUUACUAUUUCAUUGUCCCCCAUUUCUACCUCUCCAGCGGGCCAAUAUCCGCUCUUGCCUCUCUUUUACACUUUAUGUACCUGAAGAAACUUCUAGUAUCCUCUUUAAUAUGGGUAGCUUGCUUUCAUAUUCCAUCUUUACCUUUUUAAUUACUUUUUUAGUUGCCUUCUGUUGGUUUUUAAAAGCUUGCCAAUCUUCUAACUUCCCCAUAAUAUUUGUUCUUUUCUAUGUCCUCUGUUUGGCUUUUAAGUUGGCUUUGACUUCUCUUGUCAGCCACGAUUAUGUCAUCUUUCCUUUAGAAUGCUUCUUCCUGUUUGGGAAGUGUAUAUAGAAACAUAGAAAACCUACAGCACAACACAGGCCCUUCAGCCCACAAUGCUGUGCCGAACGUGUACUUACUUUAGAAAUUACCUAGAGUUACCCAUAGCCCUCUAUUUUUCUAAGCUCCAUGUACCUAUCCAGGAGUCUCUUAAAAGACCCUAUCAUAUCCGCCUCUACCACCGUUGCCAACAGCCCAUUCCACCCACUCAACAUGCUCUGCUUUUUUUUUUAAAACAACAACAGCAACGACUACUUACCCCUGACAUGUCCUCUACCUACUUCCAAGCACCUUAAAUCUGUGCCCCCUCGUGCUAGCCAUUUCAACCCUGAGAAAAAACCUCUGACUACUCACACAAUCAAUGCCUCUCAUCAUCUUAUACACCUCUAUCAGGUCACCUCUCAUCCUCUGUCACUCCAAGGAGAACAGGCCAAGUUCACUCAACCUAUUCUCAUAAGGCAUGCUCCCCAAUCCAGGCAACAUCCUUGUAAAUCUCCUCUGCACCCUUUCUAUAGUUUCCACAUCCUUCCUAUAGUGAGGUGACCAGAACUGAGCACAGUACUCCAAGUGGGGUCUGACCAGGGUCGUAUAAAGCUGCAACAUUACCUCUCGGUUCUUAAACUGAAUCCCACGAUUGAUGAAGGCCAAUGCACCGUAUGCCUUCUUGACCACACAGUCAACCUGCGCAGCAGCUUUGAGCGUCCUAUGGACUCGGACCCCAAGAUCCCUCUGAUCCUCCACACUGCCAAGAGUCUUACCAUUAAUACUAUAUUCUGCCAUCAUAUUUAACCUACCAAAAUGAACCACCUCACACUUACCUGGGUUGAGCUCCAUCUGCCCAGUUUUGCAUCCUAUCAAUGUCCCGUUGUAACCUCUGACAGCCCUCCACACUAUCCACAACACCCCCAACCUUUGUGUCAUCAGCAAAUUUACUAACCCAUCCCUCCACUUCCUCAUCCAGGUCACUUAUAAAAAUCACGAAGAGUAGGGGUCCCAGAACAGAUCCCUGAGGCACACCACUGGUCACCAGCCUCCAUGCAGAAUAUGACCCAUCAACAACCACUCUUUGCCUUCUGUGGGCAAGCCAGUUCUGGAUCCACAAAGCAAGGUCUCCUUGGAUCCCAUGUCUCCUUACUUUCUCAAUAAGCCUUUCGUGGGGUACCUUAUCAAAUGCCUUGCAAAAAUCCAUAUACACUACAUCUACUGCUCCAAUUUCAUCAAUGUGUUUAUUCACAUCCUCAAAAAAUGCAAUCAGGCUCGUAAGGCACGAUCUACCUUUGACAAAGCUAUGCUGACUAUUCCUAAUCAUAUUAUGCCUCUCCAAAUAUUCAUAAAUCUUGCCUCUCAGGAUCUUCUCCAUUGACUUACCAACCACUGAAGUCAGACUCACUGGUCUAUAAUUUCCUGGGCUAUCUCUACUCCCUCUCUUGAAUAAGGGAACAACAUCUGCAAUCUUGCAUUCCUCCAGAACCUCUCCCGUCCCCAUUGAUGAUGCAAAGAUCAUUGUCAGAGGUUCAGCAAUCUCCUCCCUCGCCUCCCACAGUAACCUUGGGUACAUCUCAUCCGGUCCCAGAGAC
Messenger RNA from Mobula hypostoma (lesser devil ray), 6727 nucleotides. Its product is annotated as palmitoyl-protein thioesterase ABHD10, mitochondrial-like. NCBI's taxonomy places the organism in Eukaryota, Metazoa, Chordata, Chondrichthyes, Myliobatiformes, Myliobatidae. Gene Ontology annotation, molecular function: palmitoyl-(protein) hydrolase activity; hydrolase activity, hydrolyzing O-glycosyl compounds. The coding region runs from base 886 to 1656 and encodes 256 amino acids. Gene Ontology annotation, cellular component: mitochondrion. The transcript is spliced from 5 exons. The record is from RefSeq and is a predicted model, not a curated record. Gene Ontology annotation, biological process: protein depalmitoylation.